Molecule: messenger RNA, 1467 nt
Organism: Rubroshorea leprosula
Lineage: Eukaryota; Viridiplantae; Streptophyta; Magnoliopsida; Malvales; Dipterocarpaceae
Source: the annotation of a GenBank genome assembly
GGAAAAACCUUCCUUCUCCCACUCCUCCCCUUGCCACGCCAGGUCGCCGGGUCGCCCUUUCUCCCUCCCGCUGUUUAUUCCCCAACCGUCCGGCGGAAGGGCAGGAGGGCUCUCCCAGAGCGCCAAUCCGACGUUGGGGCAAUGAAAUUUGGUUAACAGAGCACUGAAGCUUCUCUGUUUUCUUCAAGGAUUUUAGCCGGCCACAGGAUCGGCGCUCCCAUAGAACCGAACGGUGUAGGCUGAAAUAGAGAGCACUAAAAACGACUCUUUGUUCCUAUAGUUUUAAAGCGCCGACUGGCGCUCCUAGGUGCCAGUCCAGGUAAUCUUGGACCCGUCUUCUUCCCCCAUUCACAGUGCAGGAGAUUCUUGUCAGUUAAUAAUGCAGCAAUUUGUAGGGACAACUUCAGAGAAAGUUUAAUUUAUGUGUCAUGUUCCAUGUAAUGUAAUCUUGAUAUAAUUCUCGUGUAAGAGGUAGGAGCAGAAACACUGAAAUCUUAUUUGCUGAAUCAAGAAUCUCUUUAUUGGCAGAUUUUAGAAGGCUGCACUGUUAAAUAUAAUUCAUUCUUAAUCUUGUGCUCUCUCUAGUUUGAGACAAGAUGACGUCUUUAUGAUAAAUUUAUAAAUUAGUUGGUACAUCUGAAUGAAUUUUAGUUCCAGUAGUUCAUGUUCCAUUGUUAGUUGAUCUGCAGCUUGGGUUGGUCACAUGACUUAACAAAAUUGCUUAAACAUGUGACUUUUCUAUAACUACUUUCAUGGGGAUUGACAAGCUUAAGUCUUGACCAUGUUCUGUCUGAACAUCCAACCAGAAACCAGGUUUGACUCCGAGGAUGCGCUGCAGCACAUGUGGAGGAUAUCAUACGGAACAUGUGGACUUUCCCGAAUCAGAUUUCCAAUUUACCCACUCAUGGAAGAUUCUGUGGGUGGCUUUAUCUGGUUUACAGAUCCUGCUUACACCUUGGUUAAGGAUUCCAUGGAACCAGAAAGAAUAGUAUUCCAGAACCUUCUUUUGAGAGUGUUGGAGCAGGGCUUGGUUUGGCUCUUGCGUGGGUGUUUGAAGGAGCGUGAAAGGACUAAAGGGGCAAGCAUUGGGAUGGUCCUGGUGGGUACGGUUGGUGUGAGCUACUCGUUCCCAGAUGCGGAGAUGCCCUUAUCAGUUUCCAAUGCUAGUCAGACUUGGUCAGUCAAGACUCGCUUUCUCUCUUUAUAUGCCCCACACACUCUCCUUAUUUCCUGCUCCAAUCCCUCACAAGACAAAGAAAUCACAUAACCCAUUGUCCCCCCAGAUUCCCACUACCCUCCUAUUCCCAUUUCAAAUCCCCUAUCUUGUCCAUUCCAUCCCUCAGUCUUUGUCCCUCUACGACCUCCUCCAUUUUCUGUCUCUGUUCCUGUUUCCUAUCAGUUAGGUGGAGCAGCUCACCUUCCUUUUGUCACGAUUCUCUUUCAAAAAAAUAAAAAUAAAAAAAAUCC